CUCAACCCACAGUACAGUAGAAGGAAAGAUCGAGAGAGGAGAGACCAGAGAGAUAAUGCUUGCAACCUCCUGGUCUCCAUUAAAAUACAAGCAGACCCUGGGCACUUAAUACAGCACCUAAACAGCAAAAACAAAAGCACACUGAGUGAAACAUGGUCAAACGCGGUUUCCCAAAUGGGAAUAAGAAGGAUCUCCACACAAGGCUAUGUGUCCAUCAGACCUUCCUCCAUCAUUAAAAUUCUGUAAUUACACACCUGCUGCCAUCAAGACCACCACCUGCCUUCUCCAGAUGCCCCAGGAAACAUGGGUAGUGUCAGCAGUUUGAUAUCGGGCCAUAGCCUCCACGGCAAACACUGCAAAUCUUCUGAAAACAAAGUCAAAAAGGGGCUUCAGUCUAAGAAAACAGGCCGUAGCUUGGAUGGCUUUCUGAAGUAUGGCUUCUCUCAGGACCAUUGCAGCACCAACAACAACUCAAAAGUCAGCUAUCAUUCAGGCAAAAAUGAUGACUUCUUUUACAUCAAGGUCAGCAACAAGCCCCGAACUGCUAACAUUAAUACAACUGAAGACAGUCAAGGAAGAACAACUGAGAUGGACAAUGAGGUGGACAGGAGAGGAGGGCCACCAGAAUUAGUUCCACUGUCUGGAGAACUAGAAAAGAGUAUAGAGAAUAUUUUAAUUCGACCCACCGCAUUCAAACCAGUUCCUCCUCGAAGCAGCAGUUCCUCUGUGGAGACUCAUAACAACUUGAGCACUAUCCUGGGCAAGAUAAUUAGUCCUAUAGACAGGCAAAAAGAUCUUCAGGACCCAAAGUUGGAGACAAAUUCUGGUACCUUCUCUGACUCUGGAAGGAACUCUAUGUCCAGCCUGCCUACUCACAGCACCAGUGGCAGCAGCCAGAUGGACAACCUAAGCACUUCAACUAACCACAUGGCACGCUAUGGAGGCCUUGCCAAAAACAUUGACACAUCUCAGAACGCACAGGGGGGUGUAGCAAGGAUGAAUGGAAACUCUGGAUCCAGUUGGAUGUGUAGCGUUGCUAACGGUGGAAACAGUUGGGCCAAUGGAUUUGGUGAAACAAACAGAAACAGCGAGUCGACGAAUGGCAAUACAAGAUCCAUUGGUGUCCUAAGCGAAAAUGUAGCAGCAGCAAUAAGUAUGUACAGAGAAAUAACUGCUGCAGCACUUACCGUUUCAUCCACUGAGCCUAAGAUGGAUUUCUCUGGAAACCAAGAACUGCUUCUGGAACAUAGAUUUACAAUUUCAGAGCAAAGCCCGACAAAACCAUCAUCUUCCGGGGGGGGUGUCCGAUCACCAAUUUCAAUGGAUGAAUCACUGAUACAGCAGCUGGAGCAGAAACUUCUAGAACGUGAAACCGAGCUGGAGGAGUUACAAACGAGCCUUGAUGAAAAGGAGUCAGACACAUGUCAUCUAUUUGAGGAGAAGCAACGCUACUGUGCUGAGGAGAUGGAGGGGUUGAAACAACGCUGUUCUACAAAACUCCGACAAGUGUCUCAGAGGGCUUUGAAAGCCCAACAGUUAUUGCAGCUUCAGGUGAUACAACUUCAACAGGAUAAGGAACGUCUGCAGGAGGAGGUGAACCAGCUUAAUCGUGACCGGGAUACUGCAGAAAGCCGUUUCCGAAUCUAUGAGAGCCAGAAAAACCUAGUACCCACUCUAGAAGAGACACAGUGGGAGGUGUGCCAGAAGUCAGGUGAGAUUUCUCUGCUAAAGCAGCAACUUAGGGACUCCCAGGCCGAUGUUGGAAACAAACUCAGUGAAAUUGUCAGUCUCAAAGCCUCUCUGAAGGAGUCCAGAUGCAAGCUGGAAGAACUGGAGAAGAAGAUCAAAGACUACGAGGAAGCACUUCACCAGCGAAGCGCUGAGGUUGAGGUAUCUAAAAAUGAGUUUCAAAGAAAGAAGAAUGAAGCUGACCUCCUUAGGGAGAAGGUGAACCUUCUGGAAACGGACAUCAAGGGCAUGAAGCAGGACUUAGCAAUGGCCAAAGAGGAGCAACAGCAGCUAAUGACCAUGAGAGCCAAAGUUGAGGAGCAACAGCUGCAACUGCAGAUAAGCCAAGCCCGGAUGGAGGCCUUUGGGACAGGUCAAGCCAAAUCGAAAGCCCAGGAUGGAACAAGUGCCUGCAAAACAUUGAAUCAUAAUGGAGGGACUGCAGACUUGGAUGCCCUACAGAAAGAGGUAGAGAGGGUGAGAGGGGAACUGAAGGAAGAGAAGCAAAAGAAACAUAAGAUGAUGAAUAGCUUCCAGCAGGAGAGACAAACAUGGAAUAAAGAGAAAGACAAAGUAAUCAGAUACCAAAAGCAGUUGCAGUACAAUUACCUACAGAUGUACAGAAAGAACAAGGACCUGGAGAAGAUUCUGAGGGAGCUAACGGCUGAAAUGGACAGUCGGUCAGAGAUGGACAUGGAUAGCCAUACCUUUGACCUGAACUUUGAAAAGAUUUUAGCCACAGAGAUAUGAGGUCAGAGGAUGAAUGAUUUCACAAUUAACCGAAUGGUCUUAAAAGGGUGAAUGUACUAGUGGGCGGAAUUCACAAAGCAAAAUUUAAAGGGAGGAAACAUGAUGUCACAAGAGAUUUCAAGAUGUCAGGAGUUGUUCGAACCUCAAGAUAGCAUCACUUGUACAUACCACCAAAAUAUUUUCUCCUUAUAGAUCUACCAUUUAACUUAAACUCUUAGAAUGUAAUCCAUGUGCAUUUCUGAAUAGGUUCCUAUUAAAGGUGCAGUAAGCAAUUUUGUUUAUCAGAAUUACAUUCUUACUUGAGAUAUCUCACUGAAUUAGUGUUCCAUCAGUAACCAUCACAUCUGUCUCUGUGGCAGCCGUGAAUUCUGUAAACUCCAAAUAAUUGACCACAGUCAGACUCUUUGUUUAGCCAUGUAAGCAUUUUCUGCCUGUCAGUCAUUUUGUGCAUUCAUAGGGCAGUCAGUGAAAAGGAAGCAGGUGUCUUGGGGUGUGGCAGUUAAGACCUGAAUAAUUUUAUUUAACUUAAAUAAUUCCAUAUUAAGUUUCAUAAGCAGUUGACAGUUGUUGGUUCAUCAUGCAAGGAUACUAUUUUGUUAGCAUUUAGCUUGGCAACAAUGAGAUGUGCUACUGUUUUCCUGCUAAUCUCUUAUAACAAUGUUAAGGGUUAUGGAAAGUGUGUGCAAGUCUAAUUUAGUGAAUAUUUUUGCAGAAUGGCUAACAUUGCUUACAGCACCUUUAAUCUGUGAACAUCCAACCGAAUGUGACCUUGGAGCACAAAACCAGCCUUGAAUUGAUUGGGUAUUUUAGAAAUGGCAAAAAAAGACAAAAAAACAA
Carassius carassius (crucian carp) is the source of this 3315-nucleotide messenger RNA. It is a transcript of the gene lzts1, whose product is annotated as leucine zipper, putative tumor suppressor 1. Gene Ontology annotation, cellular component: dendritic spine. The record is from RefSeq and is a predicted model, not a curated record. Bases 304 to 2478 code for a protein of 724 amino acids. The transcript has 6 exons. Gene Ontology annotation, biological process: regulation of dendrite morphogenesis; regulation of synaptic plasticity. NCBI's taxonomy places the organism in Eukaryota, Metazoa, Chordata, Actinopteri, Cypriniformes, Cyprinidae.